AUGGAAGGGCUAUGCUUGAAGGAUUUAAAGGUGAAAAAUUAUAUUAUCCUAGCUAUUGAUCGUUCAAUCUUGGAAAUCAUCCUCUGUAAAGACACGUCUAAGCUUAUUUGGGAUUCUAUGAAGAAAAAAUUUCAUGGUUCUAAAAGGGCAAAGAGGCAGCAGCUUCAAGCACUUCGUUCAGAGUUUGAAACACUACGAAUGAAAUCAAGUGAGUCAAUAACUGAUUAUUUUUCACGUGCAAUGUCUAUUGUCAACAAGAUGCGGAUCCAUGGUGACAAAACAAAUGAUGUUGCUCUCUUUGAAAAGAUACUUCGCUUAAUGUCCCCAAAAUUUAAUUUUGUUGUUUGUUCCAUUGAGGAAGCUCAUGUCAUUGAGGAACUUUCAAUUGAUGAGUUGCAAAGUUGCUUAUUGAUUCAUGAGCAAAAAAAUUUCCAACAAGAGAAGGAAGAGCAUGCAUUGAAAGCUUCAACAGAUAAUCAUUCUACAACACUAGCAGCAACAUGA
Molecule: messenger RNA, 504 nt
Organism: Gossypium raimondii (Peruvian cotton)
Lineage: Eukaryota; Viridiplantae; Streptophyta; Magnoliopsida; Malvales; Malvaceae
Exons: 1
Coding region: 1-504 (167 amino acids)
Source: RefSeq, a predicted model, not a curated record